GAGUCAUACAUCAACCACUGGGUGUGUAUUUAAUGUUCCUCUGAGUUUCUUCACCAAAAUCGACAGAAAAAAAGUGUAAAAAAAAACACAAGGGAAGAAAAAAACAAGAACAACAUUGAUUUCUUCCCACUAGAGAAAUGGAAUUCAUUUACGAAUCCUAGAAAUUCCAUUCAGAAGAAGAGCUCCUUCCUCCCCACGCCCAUAAACCAGAAGCCCAAAAUUCUUCUCGCUCUAUACCAGUUUAGCCAUGGCAAUGUUAAAAACCUUAGCUUUCGUCGUUGUCUUUAUCGAAAUCUUUGGAAUCAUAGCUGCUGACGGAAAUCCCUCGUUUACGUUUAAUGGGUUCGGAGAAACUCCCAGCUUCGACGAGGAUAUCGCUCUGUUUGGUGAUUCGAGGGUCAUCCAUGGCGGUUCUUCGAUCCAGCUCACUGACUCGGUGAGUCGGAGCGAGGGACGAGUCAUUUUCAGAAAACCCAUCAAGCUGUUUGGAGAUAAAGAGAGAAAUUCCGGCUCUUUUUCGACUAGUUUCUCGUUUUCGAUGUCCAACAAGAUUGGUGGUGUCUUGGCUUUUGUCAUGGCUCCAAAUGGUCUGGAUCUAAGAUUGUCUGGUAGUAAGGAUAAUAGUUCCUCUGUUCUAGGGUUUCUCUCACGAGACGAUCACGACGAGAUCGAAGCUGUUGCUGUCGAGUUUAGGUCCUCCAAGAAAGGUAGUCGUGCAGCUAGAAUCGGAAACUUAUCAUCUUUCCAUGACUUCAAAUGGAGCAAUGGAGAGAAAUUGCGUUGUUGGAUCGAUUACGAAGCGAGUUCGAAGAGAAUAGAAGUUCGUUCGAGUGAAUCUGGCGCCACGAAGCCAGUUGAUGCAAUGAUAUCAUACUCCAUUGAUCUGUCCAAAUUAUGGAAAGAUGGGAAAUUAAUGGUGGGUUUAAGCUCCAAGAACGGGAAGAACUCUUCACAGCCGCAUUUCCUCCAUUCAUGGAGCUUUGACUCGAGGCCUUAUCCAGCGUGGAUGCAUUCGCAGCCGCUUGAUCCGAGCGAAGUUGUAAAGGCAGAAGAGAAGGGCAUAGUGGGAAGAAUUCACAGGAAAAGUCACUGCGUUUGGAGAAUGGGCAGUGCAUUGAUUUUCGGCGCAGUGUGUGGUGCCUUGGCUGCAAUUUUGGCGCUAUGCUUGUGGCCGAUAUGCAGAGGCAGGCGGCCAAUGGCCGUGGUUCCUGAGGAAUGUAGUGUGAAAUCAAUGGAAAUUGUGGUUGUAGAUAAAGUGGAGGCAGGUGAAGAAGGCAAUAAGAAAUAGGUUUUCGAAGUUUUGGUUCUUGGAAGGUUGUGUGUUGGGCAUUUUCUUCUUUCUUAGUGGCUGCAGGUUUUUUGUUGUGAAUUUUGGUUAGGGCGUAAAAAGGGCCGACCCACUCCGGACUGGUCCGGAUCUCGGAAUUUUUUUAGCCUA
Molecule: messenger RNA, 1438 nt
Organism: Tarenaya hassleriana
Lineage: Eukaryota; Viridiplantae; Streptophyta; Magnoliopsida; Brassicales; Cleomaceae
Product: seed lectin-like
Molecular function (GO): carbohydrate binding
Source: RefSeq, a predicted model, not a curated record